UGCGUGGCCAAUGGCACUCUCUUCAACUCUUCUUCUCCACUUCUUCCUCUUCGUUUCAAUUCUAACUCCAACCUUCGAUUUCGCCGCGCCACAAUCACAAGCAUGUGCGUUCCUGAAAACGACGUCGUUGUGAUCGGUUACGGAAUGACUACAGUUGACUUCUUGGCCACCGUUGACUCUUUUCCGAAGCCCGACGACAAGGUCCGCACCACCUCCUUCAAGGUUCAAGGAGGUGGCAAUGCCGGCAACGCCUUAACCUGCGCCGCAAGACUCGGCUUGAAGCCUAAGCUCAUCUCCAAGGUCGGCGACGAUUCCCAAGGCCACGCUAUUCUCAACGAGCUUCAGCGCGACGCCGUCGACACCUCCUUUGUCCUGGUAUCAAAGGGUGGUAGUUCCGCGUUUUCGUAUGUUCUAAUCGACAGCCAGACAAAAACUCGGACUAGUAUUUACACCCCUGCACAUCCUCCCAUGAUGCCAGAUGAUCAAUCCCAAUCAACCUUAUUAUCUGCAUUUAAUGAAGCAAGAUUAGUGUAUUUUGAUGGACUGACUACCGAUACUGCUCUAUUCAUUGCACAAGAGGCCGCCCGAAAUAAGAUACCGAUUUUAGUUGAGGCCGAAUCACCUAAGGAAGGGUUGGAUGAGCUUCUGAAACUUGCUGACUUUGCUGUAUGCUCUGCAAGGUUUCCUAAGGCUUGGACACAUGCAUCAUCUAUCCCAAGUGCACUGGUUUCCAUGCUUUUAAGAUUGCCAAAUAUCAAAUUUGCGAUUGUGACUUUGGGUGAAGAUGGAUGUCUAAUGUUGGAAAGAAAUGCAAACGAGGAUGCUGAUACAGAAGAAAAGGAUAUAGAUUGUUUCUUUGAAUCCUUAUAUGAAAGGAAGGAUGAUAGCUUGGCUGUCCCAACCUGUAUAUCGUCGGGGGUGAAAAAAUUUAGAGCAAACGGAAGAGGGACAGUUUGUGGAAGAUUCUUUCUUGGAACAGCAGAGAGGAUACCGGAUGGUGAGCUGAUCGAUACAACUGGUGCUGGAGAUGCAUUUAUUGGUGCUAUUCUUUAUGCAAUCUGCACAAACAUGGAACCAGAGAAAAUGUUACCAUUUGCUGCUCAAGUGGCAGCUGCCAAGUGUAGGGCUUUGGGAGCUAGAACUGGUCUUCCAUAUCUGACAGAUCCACGCCUAGCAGCCUAUUUAUGCUAGAAGCAUAUGGCCUUUCCAUUCUCUGCUGUUGGAAUGACAGUGAUUGAUGUGUGUUUUAUUCAUAUAUUGCAAGUUGCAACAUGUUCCUUAUACUUUGUACACAAUCAUAAUAAGAGCCUUGGACGAAUAAGGUUGAGAGACUUUACCAUGGAAUUAGAAGUGAUUUCUUUUUGUUCCCUUCCGUUUUAUCAGGCAUUCACCAAUCAUCGUGUGGUUUAUGA
Molecule: messenger RNA, 1412 nt
Organism: Arachis stenosperma
Lineage: Eukaryota; Viridiplantae; Streptophyta; Magnoliopsida; Fabales; Fabaceae
Exons: 10
Coding region: 103-1191 (362 amino acids)
Molecular function (GO): kinase activity
Source: RefSeq, a predicted model, not a curated record